Messenger RNA from Lactuca virosa, 818 nucleotides. Lineage: Eukaryota; Viridiplantae; Streptophyta; Magnoliopsida; Asterales; Asteraceae. The record is from the annotation of a GenBank genome assembly.
GUACUUAUUAAUCUACCACGUAGUUUAAGCUGUUUAGGUGUAUCCCAAGCCUCUUUUCCUUUGACGUCAAACACACUCAUACACACACACUCACUCUCUCUCUCUUUCUCUCUCUCUGACAGACAGACGUUGAAGAGAAGAUCAGGAUAUUGAUCGAUGGAAGUGGUGGGAAAGAUUGGUAGAGGUUUAAUGGUGCCAAUGUUGGCAGCCAAUUUUGUAGUCUACAUAAUCGUCAUCGGCCUUGCCGCAUGGUCUCUCGACAAGUACAUCGACGGCCAACAGAAUCAUCCUCACUUAGGAGGGAACACAUCGACAACAUACAUGUUAGAGUUUGGAUUACUUGGAGGUGCAACAGGCAUGUGCUCGGUGGUUAUCGGGUUCAUGCAUCACCGAGCAUGGCGUAGUGCCAGUUUAGCAAGUGCUUCAUCUUCCGCAUUUAUAGCUUGGGCUAUUACUUCCAUUGCUUUCGGUUUUGCUUGGAAGGAGAUCAAAAUUGGAGGACGAAGAGGGAAACGCUUGCAAACACUGGAAUUGUUCAUCACCAUAUCCACAUUCAGUCAGCUGCUAUAUCUCAUGCUUCUGCAUGCUGGAUUAUUUAACCGAAGAUACGGACCUGAUUAUCUUAGCCACAGGGACGACACCAUCAUCCACCGUGCACCCACCCAGUCGCAUCCCAGCACCUCCACUUUGGACUGAUACAAGAUUUCAUAUCAUACGUACUUUAAACCACAAAACUCACUCGUAGUUUGAUGGAAUACCACGUGUAAUUUUGUGUUUUCAAUGUCACUAGAAUAUAAAAUUGUUUAUAAGGAAUUAUA